GGAGAUGGCAACAAGGUAGAAGUUCACGUUCUCGCUCUCCUUCUGCAGAUGAUGGGAGGAACCUCCGAGGUAAUAAAGGUAUCAAUCGCCAAGAUUCUUUUGCGCACGAGCACGAUAAAGCGAGAGAGGACUCUCUUGAGAUCGAGGAUCAAUCAACAGUCUUGAAACAAGCACAAGAGCUGUAUCAGUACGUAGUCGCUUCGCAGGACGAAAAGCACGCUACAGAGGCUUUACAUGGCAUGUUGGGGUACAAAUUAGAGCGCAUGACCCGGUUCACCAAUCAGUAUCAAG
Molecule: messenger RNA, 291 nt
Organism: Amoebophrya sp. A25
Lineage: Eukaryota; Dinophyceae; Syndiniales; Amoebophryaceae
Source: the annotation of a GenBank genome assembly